Molecule: messenger RNA, 930 nt
Organism: Protopolystoma xenopodis
Lineage: Eukaryota; Metazoa; Platyhelminthes; Monogenea; Polystomatidea; Polystomatidae
Source: the annotation of a GenBank genome assembly
GGCCGCCUCCAAGUCAAACCCGAGACGCCUGGCGACGAGGAUAUCGACGCUGAGUUCAUGCCAUCUGAUACACAGGGCACAACCGUAUCUUUAUCCUCUUCUCCACUUGGCCUCAAUACUGUAGUCUCGUCCUGCGGCACACUUAAACGUCGCGUCAGCGUGCUUAUACGCGAUGGCCUCCCAGGAGCCGCCUUAUCAAGUGACUUCACCAAUGGUCCCACCUCAACCUCUAAUUCUGGACUUGGCCUUAACAACCCCAAGCGCCGCUGCCCAACACCAAGUCUCCACAAAGAGACUCACUCUCGCUCUCCUGAUGCAAUCGCCUCUAAUUGCGGUGGGCCCAGCACCGCACAUUUUGGCUGUAGCCCGCACUCAGUUUCACAUAACAUUGCCGCGCUGGCGGGAGGAAGCACCAAUUCAACUGCCUUUAUUGGGAACAGCACACAGCCUUCCGCAUGUCCUGUAUUGGCACCUGGUGGAGGCGGCGGUGGCAGCAAAAAUAGUACAAAUAACCAAAGCAUGCUUUCUACAUCAGGGCAAGGAGGUCAAGUAUUGCCAUGCUUGACCUUUGGCACAGAAAGUACCACCCCAGCCUCAUCGUCCACCCCCUCUUCCUCUAAUUCGUCCACUUUUGUUGGCCUUUCUUCAUAUCCACUUUCUUCUGGAGCCUCAUUAGCUGGCUUGGCCAACUCCGCCAGUUAUUGCCUCGCUCAGACGGCCUCGGGCAACUCCACGACAGGAUGCCGCCAAAGUCAUGCCACUAGCCUGCCUGGUUCUGUAGCUGCCUUCACAGUUCCUCUUUUAGAGGCGAAUAGCACGACUUCCACUUGGGGAGGGCAAUUGGUACAUAUAUUAAAUAUAGAAAAUAUAAUGAAAAUUCGUAUGUGUAUCGUAUUUUUAAACUUUAUGAAUUACCUUAAUAUCAAUUAG